Molecule: messenger RNA, 1062 nt
Organism: Vitis vinifera (wine grape)
Lineage: Eukaryota; Viridiplantae; Streptophyta; Magnoliopsida; Vitales; Vitaceae
Exons: 3
Coding region: 342-899 (185 amino acids)
Source: RefSeq, a predicted model, not a curated record
CUGAAAACCGUUGAGGAUGGCAGCUGGAGGGUAGUGGAGAGAGGCAGCUGUGUGAGGUGUCUUGAGGGCUGCGGUUAGAGGAUUUGCAGGGGGGCAGGGUGCUGGUUACUGGCAGGGAGAGCUGCAGGAGGACAGGUGCUUUUUGGGGACAUGUUUGUUGAGAGAGAUGAGAGCGUUUCUGUGACAGAGCGAAGGAGAAAAAGAAAAGGCUACCGGAGGAGUGAACAGGAGCUCGCUCGCUAGAGAGAGGUUUUAGCCGGAUGGAGCUUGAGCUGAGCAGAGGAAGUUGGCUUGAAGCCAAUCAAACUUUUGCUUGAGGGGAGCACGGCUAGGGUACGACUAUGGUGCUGAAGGUUGAUCUAGGGUGUAAACGCUGCUACAGGAAGAUCAAGAAACUGCUCUGUAAAUUUCCUGAAAUACAAGAUCAGACUUUCAUUGAGAAGGAAGACACCGUGAGAAUCAAAGUAGUAUGCUGCUGCCCUGAGAAAAUCAGAACGAAGCUUAUCUGCAAAGGUGGCCAUUCCAUCAAGAGUAUCGAGGUUAUAACACCCGUGAAUCCAAAACUUCCAGCUGACAAGCCAAAAAAGACUGGCGAGAAUCAAAAACCUGCAGAAGGCAACCCAAAUAAGACUGAUGAUCAGAAGCCACAGCAAAAGAAAAAGCCACAGCAAUCACCAGAAUAUCCGACUGGAGUGUGCUGUAAGUCAUGCUAUGAGGGACGUCGUGGUGGCCCCUGCUACCAUGAAUAUGGAAUUCCGCACCAACCACCAUCUUAUGAUGGAUAUAUAAGGCUAGUGCCAUCCUAUGAUGGCUGGGCUUCUGGGUGUCGCUGUGACAGAAGCUAUGGUUGCCGCUGUGAAAUCGUUAUUGAAGAAAAUCCCACAUGCACCAUCCUGUGAAUCAUACUCCAUCGUGAUUGUCGUUGUCUGGUGUUUUUAAUUCCUUUUCUCAGUUGGGUGUUGAGUCGGUGAUCAGUUCUUUUGGGUUCUUUUCUCGUCCACAACAUCAAGGCUGUAUAGGCCAAUAAUGUUUGUGGACUAAUAGAUGUUGAUUUCAUCCUUA